Messenger RNA from Penaeus monodon (black tiger shrimp), 1401 nucleotides. RefSeq lists its product as uncharacterized. The record is from RefSeq and is a predicted model, not a curated record. The transcript is spliced from 5 exons. Gene Ontology annotation, molecular function: G protein-coupled receptor activity; peptide binding. Gene Ontology annotation, biological process: G protein-coupled receptor signaling pathway. Lineage: Eukaryota; Metazoa; Arthropoda; Malacostraca; Decapoda; Penaeidae. Gene Ontology annotation, cellular component: membrane. Bases 317 to 1297 code for a protein of 326 amino acids.
ACACUGACGAGCGAAGGAAGCUGUGUGUGGAGGACAGGAAGGACAUUUUUGUCGGAGUGGACUACUUUCAGGAAUGCCCCAGAAUUUUUCUUGAAAAUACGUCCACUCUAUCUCUUCCUCUCAUGCGCAACACACCGUUUCUUUCGCGUAGUCCAUAAGCGUCUGGUUUCCUCUUCCUGCCACAGUUCGAUAUCUGCUGUUUUCGUGUGAGAGUUGUCUCUGGACUAGCUUGGCUAUCGCAUGCAGCAAUCUGUGUUUUCUUCGAAAAGCUAUUGUUUCUGCACUGCUGCCAAUUUAUAUGUUCUAACAACGUACAAUGGACAGCUGCACUCUCGAUAUCUCCAAUCAAGGAUGGUUCACCACUGCUCUGGUUCUUCAGCUGAUCACAUGUGUCUUGGGGGUGAUAGGAAGCAGCCUGAGCCUGUGGUGUCUCCUGACGUGCAACCGCAUCCAGACGGGAAUGAAGAUCCAGCUGGGUCUGUUCUUCGCCGUCCUCCUGUUGCUUUGUCUAGUGGCCAUUCCUGGGGCGGUUGUGAUCGAAUAUCAGUCGUGGAUGUGCUAUAGAGAGGCAAUGGCAACCACCCUUGAGAAAGCCUUCGUCGGACUCUACACGAUCGCAGUCGCUCUCGAAAGGAACAUCUUCGCGGGGAUUGCAGUUUAUAGACUUGUGGCCGUAUGUUUUCCUCAGAAGUACAAGGUUCUGACGAGGUGGCCGGUGGUGACUACAGUGGAGACUCUUAUUUGCGCAGGCGUCUUGGCGCUGUGGAUACCAGUCUUCGUACGCCAGAAGAACGUCCAGGCUGUGGAACUGAACAACCCGAGCACCUACAGCAUGGGUCUCGAGCUUUACUAUGUGGUCUUCUUGCUCCCCAUCUUCGUCUGUGUGUUUGCCUACGCCCUUUUGAUCAUCGUGAUGAUAAAGCGAAGGCACAAGGCGAAGGAAAGCAGUGGACUGAGGCCGAGCUGCAACGACCAGGUUAGCGUCGCGGUAGGAGCGCUCAUCCUGACCAACCUGCUGCUGGAUGGGCCUCACAUCAUCGUGCACAUCCUGAAAAUCUCUUCGAAGGACCUCGCCUUCAUCCUCAUCCACGUGGUUUACCGACUACACGCUGCGCUCGACUCGUUCAUCUUCAUCGGCCUCAACUCGUACUACCGGCGGAAGGUCCUGCGCCGCGCUCUGACCUGCUGCCCCGUCUGCGCCAACCUCGCCGGCAGCACCUUGGCAACCGAGUCCAGCAGCCGACGUACGGAAAGCGUCGGCCAAAAGGUCCAUCCGUCCUGCUCCACACAGGUCUAGGCAGCAGGCAGUGCCACUCGUUCAGAUUCCCCAGCAUGGGCUCAGUGCACCCGGUCUGGUUGUUUCAUUAUUAUCAUUUGUACAAUAUAUUCGCAUUCAUUUUA